AUGCCAAGUUGGAAUAGAUUAAUUAGAUUUGUCGCAAAUGACGGCAAAAUUUACAGAGGCGAGCCAAUCAUCUCUGAUACCGCUUAUGAUAUAGGAAAAAUAUUCGCAGCGGGUGAAACUAUCAAAGCUAAGGUUGUUGUAGGUGAGAAUAUUUUCAACGAUGCAAAGGUCACAGAUGAGGUAUUGGAAGUCAGAAAGUUGUUAGGUCCACUUACCGCUGACGACGUUCCAAUUAUUAAGUGUGUUGGUUUGAAUUACAUGAAGCAUAUUCAUGAAGCUGGAAGGACCCCUCCACCUUAUCCAUCUAUUUUUUAUAAGCCUCGUUUCAGUGUUGCUGAUCAUGGUGAACUAAUUCCAAUUCCAAAGAUCGCCCAAAAACACCAAUGUGAUUACGAAGGUGAAUUAUGUGUUAUAAUUGGUAAAACAGGUAGAGACAUCAAAGAAGAAGAAGCCUUAGAUUAUAUCGCAGGUUACACUUCUGGUAACGAUAUUUCUUCUCGUACUUGGCAAAGAGACCCAGCUUAUGCUGGUGGAGUCCCGCAAUGGUGUUUCUCCAAGAGCUUCGAUAAAUACGCACCAUUAGGUCCUGUACUUGUCUCUACCAAGGCUAUCCCGGACCCAGGCGUUCUUAAACUUGAAACCAGAGUUAACGGUGAAACCCGACAAAAUACAAACACUGACGAUCUUUUGUUCAGUAUUCCAAAGAUCAUAGCUUUUAUCAGUCAAAAUACCACCUUGGAAGCAGGAACUGUUAUCAUGACAGGUACUCCUGGCGGCGUUGGUGCGGGUUUUAAACCGCCAAAGUACUUAAACGAUGGAGACAUGGUUGAAGUUGAAAUUGAAAAAAUUGGUACUCUUUCCAACAAAAUGGAUUUUGAAUAG
Debaryomyces fabryi is the source of this 882-nucleotide messenger RNA. Its product is annotated as fumarylacetoacetate hydrolase family protein. NCBI's taxonomy places the organism in Eukaryota, Fungi, Ascomycota, Pichiomycetes, Serinales, Debaryomycetaceae. The transcript has a single exon. Bases 1 to 882 code for a protein of 293 amino acids. The record is from RefSeq and is a predicted model, not a curated record. Gene Ontology annotation, molecular function: catalytic activity.